UAGUUUAGAAUAGCAAAUAUACAAAGCUGUGAAAAAAAUAAAAUCUCUUUUGUAACAAAACCCUAAUCUCACUCCAUCAUCUCUGCUACAGAGAGAGGGAGAAUUCUAUUGAAAGAUGGACGCGAUGAGGAAACAGCUGGAUGUGCUCAUGGGAGCCAAUCGAAACGGCGACGUAAGAGAGGUGAAUCGUAAAUAUUACGAUCGUGAUGUGUGUCGCAUGUACCUGGUUGGCCUUUGCCCUCAUGAGCUCUUCCAACUAACGAAAAUGGAUAUGGGGCCAUGUCCUAAAGUCCAUUCGCUGCAGCUGAGGAAAGAAUAUGACGAGGCAAGGGCCAAAGGUACUGAUAACUAUGAUAGAGAGUUGGAGGAUGUAAUAGAUCGGCUUAUUGUGGAGUGUGAUAAGAAAAUCAGUCGAGCUCUUAAGCGUCUUGAGGCUGAGGAUGCAAAGGCUGCUAUUGCAAUAUCAGUUUCUGAGGUUACACAGAAUCCAGAGAUAAUUGAGCUGUCAAAGCAGAUUAAGGAGAAGUUGAAAGAAGCUGAUAAACAUGAUCUUGAAGGCAAGACAGACUUUAAGAUUCAGGCUUUGGAGGAGGUGGAAAAACUCAGAACAGAAAGAGCAGAGAAGCAGUCUGCGCUACUUUUGGAAGCCUUCAACAAAGAUAGGGCAUCUUUACCUCAACCAUUGCCAAACCCACCACCAUUGGCACCCUUGCCUGUACCUGCUCCUGAUCCUCGUACCCAGGAAAUGAUAAAUGAGAAGCUGAAGAAAGCGGAGGAUCUUGGCGAGCAAGGAAUGGUAGAUGAGGCUCAAAAAGCAUUGGAAGAAGCUGAGGCACUGAAGAAGCUGCCUGCCAGGCAAGAUCCUGCACUGGAUUCCUCCAAAUAUACUGCUGCUGACGUGCGCAUUACUGAUCAGAAGUUGCGUGUUUGUGAUAUCUGUGGAGCAUUUUUGAGCGUAUAUGACAGUGAUCGACGUUUAGCAGAUCAUUUUGGAGGGAAGCUUCAUUUAGGCUAUAUGCAAAUCCGUGAGAAACUAACAGAGCUUCAGGAGGAGAGAAACAAGCUCCGAAGAGGUGAUCGGCAUGAUGAUCGAAGAUCAAAAGAGAGAAGUAAAGACCAUGACAGAGAAUCAUCCAGGGAUCGAGACCGAGCGGGAAGCCGCGACCAGGAGAGGGAUUAUGAUCGUAGGAGUAGAGAUCGUGACAGGCAUUAUGAUAGAGAUCGUGCAUAUGAACGGGAGCGUGAUAGAGAUUCAGAUCGUUCUCGUAGUUAUGAUUCAAGAAGCCGCCACAGGUCGCGCUCUCGAUCUAGAGAACGUGCUAGGGACUAUGAUCGGCACAGGCGCUACGAUCGUUACUAAGGGCUCUUGCUGUUGAGCAUUUUGGUAUGAGAACUCGUGUUUCUUUUUGCCUAGUUUAAUGAACUUGUGGAUUGAAGAAUGAUGUUAUGUGUUUCUUCUGAUAUUUUUAGUGGAGUUUGAUAGUACUAUUAUGGUGGGCAUACCAACUACGCCAUAAAUUUUCUUGACUUGUAUGUUUAAGAGGUACGCUUUGCACUUUUUAUAUAAAUACCAUGUCCUGCUAAUCUUUAAA
This is a messenger RNA of Ricinus communis (castor bean), 1592 nucleotides long. RefSeq names its product U1 snRNP-associated protein usp106. The record is from RefSeq and is a predicted model, not a curated record. Gene Ontology annotation, molecular function: mRNA binding. The transcript has 13 exons. Gene Ontology annotation, biological process: mRNA splice site recognition. NCBI's taxonomy places the organism in Eukaryota, Viridiplantae, Streptophyta, Magnoliopsida, Malpighiales, Euphorbiaceae. Gene Ontology annotation, cellular component: U2-type prespliceosome; U1 snRNP. The coding region runs from base 116 to 1360 and encodes 414 amino acids.